UUGCCGGUCGCUUGUCACAAAAAAAAAAGCAAAAUGUGCAAAUUUGAAUUUAGUGACAAUAUAUAUAUACACGUAUAGAAUUAUCGUUUGUAUAUAUCGCACUCUGUUUGGCGCCAAAAUCUCUUGCUUUGCGAUCAAGGCAAUUAUGUUCAAAGGCAAGAAGUGUAAGGAGCACCUUAAUUGAUUGAAUUCCUCAGCCCCGAGAUUCAUGCAGUGCUAUGGCUCCUAUUGAGCAACAUCCGCUGGUGGAUCAAGCAAGGUGUGAGAAUAACAAUGCCAUGGAUAAAAAAGUUCUGGGCAAAUCGUUCCAUUGGCCCGAUCAAAAGUCAAUGAAAUACGGGCAAUGGUCCUGGCGCCAGCUGAUGAGACGCAAGAUCCUUUUACUCAUGGCCGUUGCGGUGCUGCUGAUUUAUGUGCAUCUAACGUUGCAGAAGCAACGCGAUGAGGACUAUAUGAGUGGCUUGAAUAUGGAGAACAUUAUACCUGUCCGGCAUAGAUCUCACGUACUGGGCAUGGGAGAUGAUCAGGUUCCUAAAAUUGAUAACACAAGCCGUUUCAACUCGCAAGGUUUUCUCGUGUGGAGCGAUCAGUGCAAAAUAUCCAACUUGGAUCCGUAUAAGCCCGAGGUAAUGCGCCAUUUCAAAAGAUCCAAGUACAAGCCCUGUUCGACCCGCAAGCCACUGACCAAUGUGGGCUUCGAUGAGGCGACCAAACGGUAUGUGCUGAGUAUAAAUGGACGAGCACUGGAUUCCUACGAUAUUGAUGGUUCACUGAGAUGCUGCUGGAUGGGCAUCGAACGUCAAAACGAAACCAAUGUUAACUACACCGACUGCGAGAACUUUAAACGUCGUGUUCAAUUACCCAAUACAACGGAUAGCAUUAUAGUCAAAUGUUUCUCAGGAGCGAACGAGAUUUACAUCAAUGCACAUGCCAUGGUGCCAGAACGGAGUGAUGUGCGAGAGCGCCUUCAAAACUGGACCAAAAAGGAGGCGCCCAGUGUGCUCAUGAUAGGGAUUGAUAGCAUAUCCCGAGUCAACCUCAUACGCGCUAUGCCCAAGACGGCGCAGUAUCUGUACGAUAAUUCCUGGUUCGAGCUAGCUGGCUAUAAUAAGAUCGAAGACAAUACAUUCCCAAACAUAAUGGCGCUGGCAACCGGCUAUAAUCUGAGCGAAGCGAUUUCGAAAUGCCGGCCGGAUCAAGAGGGCGGACUGGACAAGUGUGAGUUCAUUUGGCAGCUGUAUCGGGACCACGGCUAUGUGACAGCCUACGGUGAGGACGCGGUGGUCAUCAAUACGUUUAACUAUUUGAAGAAGGGCUUCAAGGAUCCACCCGUCGAUUACUAUAUGCGACCAUAUCUAUUUGCCGCAGAGAAGCUCCUCAGCAUGACCGUGGUCUCGGGCUUGCCACACUGCCUGGGGUACAAGCAUGCGGCCGAGCAUGUCUACGACUAUGCCCUCGAGUUUGCACGUCGAUUCAAAGACGACACCUAUUUUGGUUUCUUCUGGACCAAUACGCACAGCCACAGUGAUAUCUCGCAGAGCACGACGAUGGACGUGUAUUUGCGGGAUUAUCUGCAGGAGCUCGUCCAGCUGGGCACCAUGAACAACACUAUUGUGAUAUUCUUCAGUGAUCAUGGAUUGAGGUUUGGGCCGACACGAGCCACCUGGUCUGGUCAUAUGGAGGAGCGACUACCCUUCAUAUUCAUUUGGCUGCCGCCCAGCGUUAGAAAUGCUCAUCCAGAAUUCGUUAGCGCCCUAACUCUCAAUCGUAAUCGUCUGACUAAUCCGUACGAUCUACACAUGACGCUCAAACACAUCUUGAGGCUAUCGGGACGGGUGCCUAGCAAGGAUCCGCUUGGUGGUCCGGCAAGAGCCUGUGCCCAAUGUCAUAGUCUCUUGCGGCCGGUCGCCGAAAAUCGGAGUUGUGCAGACAUAGGCAUCGCGGAUCACUGGUGCACCUGCCACCCCUAUGAUGUAAUCUAUACGGACUCCAAGACGGUCCAUAUGCUGGCCAAACGGGUCGUCCUCCAUAUCAACAAGUUCGUUGCGGAGUUCCACAACGGCAGCUAUGCGAAGCUAUGCCAGCCACUCUCCUACAUGAGCGUCAAAUCGGCCUAUCGGGCACAGCGCAACGUUGGCGACCUUCCCCAUGUUAACACCUAUCGCCUGCUCUUCUACACCCGACCCAAUAAAGCGCUCUACGAAGCCACUGUGCGCUACAACGACCAAAGUGAUGUUAUGCAGGUGACCGGUGGUGUGAGCAGACUGAAUAUGUACAAUGGCGAGGCCGAUUGCAUGAUGGAUUUUGCACCGAAGAAGUACUGUUAUUGCCGGAACAGAAGCGGCUAAAAGUUAGAUUAAAUGUUAGCAGAGUGUUUUAAGCCUCAAGUGCCGUUAUAGAGCAUAAUAAGAUAUAUAUAAAUAAAUAUACAUAUAUGUAGCUAUAGUUUUAGUUAUACUAUAGAGCUUAGCUUAGUGUUCAGUCGCAAUAAUUACUUAAAGCAUUAUAUUGGUGCUCACCAGCUACCAAACGAACAAAAAAUAUUAAAAUGAACUGGAAAAGCAUUGGAAAAUCAGAUAUUUUGAAAGCACAAUCCGGCUCGUAUUAUUAAUUUCAGUUCAGCUAUUCAUUAUAAUGUUUUUAGUAUUAAACUAAAAUUUUACAUUGGUUGGCCAAAUUGAAAACUUCCACAACUCAUUGUAACUGAUAGAUUGUUCAAUAUAUUCAAGCAAAAGGUGUUGAUAUUUUGUUAUCUAUUUAUUAUAAUGUUUAAUAUUUGUAUGUACACUUUAUAUAUAGUACAUAAAUAUGUAAUACACUGGUCUCCAAAAUGUAUACAGUUGCUUACAAAACUCAUAGCUCAGAAUCGUUUAAUUUGAAUAUUGUUCAAUAUUUAAACACGCCUAUGGAUAUUUUGUUAUAUUUUCCCCUCUUAGCCCUGUAUAUAUGUAUGUGUGAAUGUAUUAUGUUAUAAUAAUGCCAAAUUUAUGUCACAAAUCCAAAAUAAAACACCAAUUAUAUUAUUACAAGUA
Molecule: messenger RNA, 3032 nt
Organism: Scaptodrosophila lebanonensis
Lineage: Eukaryota; Metazoa; Arthropoda; Insecta; Diptera; Drosophilidae
Exons: 5
Coding region: 219-2348 (709 amino acids)
Source: RefSeq, a predicted model, not a curated record